This is a messenger RNA of Gallus gallus (chicken), 20805 nucleotides long. It is a transcript of the gene NCOR2, whose product is annotated as nuclear receptor corepressor 2. Lineage: Eukaryota; Metazoa; Chordata; Aves; Galliformes; Phasianidae. Gene Ontology annotation, molecular function: transcription corepressor activity. The record is from RefSeq and is a predicted model, not a curated record. The coding region runs from base 11291 to 18763 and encodes 2490 amino acids. The transcript is spliced from 48 exons. Gene Ontology annotation, biological process: negative regulation of transcription by RNA polymerase II.
CCCUUGUGCCUUCUGGACGUGUUGCUGUGGGGUUGUUCCUUGGGCUCUGCUUUGGGAGCUGUUGGUGUGCGGUAGGGGAGCUGGGCCUGAAACAGCCCUGCUCUGUUCUCUUGGGGCUGUUAGAAAGGCGUGCUGCUGCCCCGCUUCCCACAACACACAUCCUGCGUCUUCAGAAGAAGUGGGGAGAGGGAUGGUCUGUAUAUGUAGGGGCUUUUGAAGCAACUGGAAUUUGGCAUCCAAAUAAACAGGUGUUCUGGCACGGGAGAAGAGGAAUACUUAUCUCAGAGCUCCUGUUUCUGAUGGCAGUGAGGAUCUCCAGGGAGUUUCUAUCAAAGAGCUGGGUUAGUAGUUCUUUAAUCUGUUUGUUUUGCCAAGGGAUUGGUGUGUCUGUGGCAGGGCAGGCUGGUCCAGGAGGUAAAUGCCUCUGGAAUGCAGCCCACACAUCUCCUUAGAUAGUGUUAAACUCUGGAAGUAAAGAACACAGCUGCUCUCAAACCUGUUGGCUUUGCCAUGGAGAUGCUUGGUGCUUGACCAGUCCUGGUGCUGUGUGCUGCACCCCAGGGCCAUGCCUGCUGUUCAGGUGGGAUGCUGGGGGUGACCCUUGGGCCUUUGGGCACCCAGCUUGGAAAUGUUUUGGAGAGCAGGGAUUUUCUGGUGCCCGACAUUUGGGUGUGUGGGAGGAAAUGCUGCCCAAAGAGCAUGUUUGCCUAUUCUUGUUGCGUUUCAUGCGGAGGUCUUUGCAGAGCCCAGUGUCCUAGCUUAAGGCCCCAGCCCUGGAGCUUUGGUUGCUUGAUGUGGAACAGGCUGUCAUGGAUGGUAUGGGAAAAGCUUCCAAAGUCAGUCCUUUCUCACAUGAGCCCCACCAGGUGUGUGUGCAGGAGGUGGGCUAAGUAUGCUGCAAGACUCAGACAGCAAACCCUGUGCUCGAAAGCCCUGGUCACUCUUCACUUGGUGUCUUGGCUCCCAAGCUCAGGCAAACCCUGUGGUGGUGUGAUUGCGGGUCCUCGCUGCUGCCCAUGUGUGCCUGUCUGUUACCCUGACUGGUCUGUGGGUCAGGUUUCUUUGAGGGCCAGGCACCAAAAGCACAGAGCCUAAGGGCAGAUGGGGUCAUGGCAGUCUCUGCCUUGGUGGCUGGGGCAGGGACCAGAGGCAGGCUGCAGGGAGGUUACCCAGGUGGGAGCAAAACCACAGGGUUGUGCACGGCCCUCUGCCUAGAGCUGCUGAUGGGCCUCAUAAUGCUCACCUCCUUGUACUGGUUUGUUUGUCUGCGUGUCCCCAGGGCACUUUUACAUGCUCUGGGGUGCCUCAAAGGCAGGAGGCACCCAGGCAGCUGUACACAGGGUCAUUGCUGCAGCAGGGCAUGCUUGGCUUGUUUUGUUCUUAAAUAAAAGCAGCUCCUGAGCAGAUGGAAACAUCAGUGUUAGAGAGCUGUGUGUCUUUGUGUUGUAAUGCUGUCUGCCCAGCAGCUAGCAGACGCAUUAGGAAGCUCUGGCUACUAGAGCACUUUGCCAGGCACAGCGUCAGGAGGACUGGAUGCCCCUUGGUGCUGUAUGCUGCAGGGGCUGUCUGUGGGACUCAUUGCAACUCCUGGAUACAGCAAAAUCCAGAUGUGAGCUGUGUGAGCACAACAGGAUAGCUGGCCAGGAAACGAUGCUGCUCAGUUCUAAAGCUCUAUGUAGGAAAGAAAGAACCAGAAGUAGCAAACAUUGGAUUUACUUGGGGAGUAAUGUGAAUUUGCUUUUUAUUGUAAGCCACCCACAGUACUUUUCACCCAGUGUGACCUCCACUGCAUCUCCCACACUCUGCACAUAGAGCUCAUGGAUGGAUGUCUGCCCCUCAAUGCUGUGCUCAUCUCAUCCAUCCCUGUGCACCUCAGUGCUGUGCUGGCUGUCCCAUUGUCCUCUCCUCCCUGGUGUGUGUGUGUGUGUGUGUGUGUGCUGCUCUCUCCAUGCAUUCUGGCACCAAGGGGAAGGUAAAAAUGGGGUUUAAAACUUAAAGGAUUCCAGAUGCAGUCGUGCUUUGGAUGCUGCUGGUGGUGGAGAAGUGCGUAACCCACACAGGUGUUUAUAUUAUGGCACAGACACGUGCUAUGUUUGGAUAAACACAUCCCAGAUAAAGUUGCUCGCUUUUGUAGGUUUUGUUUCCUCUCCCUUUUAAACUGCAAUUUGAAAUCCACACCCUGGGGAGCAUGCAGCUGUAUGCCUGUUAGCUUCAUUCCCUGCUGCCGUGUCAGCUUGGUGGCUGGGGCUUCACAUGUGUCAAUGUGAGCAAUUAGGUGUGAGCAGUCCCCCUCUUCCUGCUGGAGGAGGUUGGAAGAGGCCCCUGGGAGCUGUUUGCUGAAGGAAAUGGGGAUUGCCAAGAUCCUCUCCUUCCUAUGGAGUCUCUGUGAUCUUUCCACCUUUUGGCAGCUGGAGUAAUCCUGGCACUGCCAUGCAGCCCCUUCCCUGGCUGGGUGGCCAAGGCUGGUCCCUCUGGUGAUUCUGUGUCGGCGUUGAGUGGCAGUGCCUGCAGCCCUGUUUACCAGGAAGCCUCCAAAUAAAGGGCACUGCCUAUGGCUCUGUGUAUUUCUGCUGAUGGAGGAGAUCGCAGUGCACACGGGUGGGGAAUGGUCUGUUCAUAGGGCUGCUCAUCUCAAUUCUGAUGCUUCAGGCCAUCCGGCUCUUUGUUCUUGGUUUUGGUGGCUGCUCGCAGCAGUUUGAUUUAAGGAAGAAGUGUUGAUCUGAAGACUGAAUAAAAAAAAAAACCCAAGCAGAGGAUUACCUAAUUUCAAGCCAGUGUCUGUAGCAUUUCACACUUUCCCCUGUCCGUCAUGCCUCUUUUUAUACGCAUGAAUUUGCUGAGACAGACCUUGCUGCUGAAGCCUGAGGGAUCUGACUACCUACUGCAGGCUAUUCUGGGGAUCUGCUGGAGGUGUGUGCCUCCUCUCUGCUUCUCAGCCGUGGUGCUGCUUCCCUUCUGCUCAGGGAGGAACCGAGGAUUCUGACUUCGGUCCUCCUCCCAAGCUGCUGGAUUGGGAUCACCACUGACCUGCCUGGUGAGUGAUAAAUCUGUAUGGGUUUUUUGUUUGGUUUUGUCUUUUUUUUUUUUAACUCCUGUAGAACAACAAAGACAUAGAACCUACGGCCUGAGCAGUGGUAAAUGGCUCAGUCCCAGGGGAGGUGAGCGUACAGAUGGGGCUCAGCUUCUCAACUGCGCUUCCCACCGAGGUGGGCCUGGAGCGGUGAGCUGAGGUUGUAGGAACAUAAAUUGAAUGAGCAGUCCGGUUAAAUAAGUAAUGAAGUUAGCAGGGUGCCUAAUUAAAUUAAAUUCAAAAUUAUGUAUGGAUGAUGCCUUUCUAAUAAUUGCUGUAGGUUUGUCAUUGAGGUACUCCACACUGCCCUCUUGGAGGAAGUUCCCCCCUUCACAGAUAAACACACAUCAGUACCCCAGGGGGAUGUAUCUCAUGCUUCAGUUUGGUUUGGCUCCUUCCUCAUUCCCUUGUGAAUAUAGCGGUGUUGUUCUGCUUUACUGAGAUGUGUGGAGGGGUUUGUGUGGUUUCAGUCUCUGCUGCUUAAAGGUGCUUUUCCCUUCCUGUAAAGGGUUUCUGCUUUGUUCCUGCUCUCCCAGACCAACCCUGGGGCUGUCAGGAUUCAGACAGCUUCUUUAGAGAUAGGCUGGUGCUUCCCUGGGUCUCUGUGCCAUGCUGUUGUCCCGCGAGUGGUCCCUGUCCUUCCAGCCCCUCUUCCCAAGACACACUCCUCAGUUCCUAACGCAGCUGGGAGAGUGCAUGGCAGCCAUGCUGAUGGCUGGGAUCAGGCGUGGGGACAUGACUUGGCAGGGUGACUUAACCCGUCACUUUACUUGAAAAUAAUCUCUCAAUUUUCAUGUUCCCAAGCUUCUUUCAAGCAGCAGCGCUGAGAGGGUGCAUGUCAGUCUGUCUCAGUGCAAGCAUUAAGCUGAGGCGGAAGGACUAUUUUGAAGUGAAAGAAAGCCACUGAAAUUAAAGACACUUGAGAAGACACAGCCAUCGCAGCUGCCAAAGGAAAUUCUCCCCUUGCCAAACAGCACAUUAACAGCAGGCUCUCCUGCUAUCCUGGGCACAGCCGUGCGGUCAGGCUCUCAGUGCGUCGUGAAGAUGGGCUGUCAAGGCCAGAGCUGUCUGUGGCUCGCAAUUACUGACCUUUGAGGUAAUGUGUCCUUAAUAGAAGGAUGUGAGUACAUGGGAGAGAGGGAAUUAUCAUUGUCAGAGCCAUCUUUUCACCUCUUUGGAAGAGGACAAUUCUGUUAAAGAACCCGUGCUCCGGCUGAACUGGUUCUACUCCUCUGGCAAAUGGAGGUGAGAGUAGAUGUGGGGAGGAGAGGGAGCCCAAAUGGCUGCAGAGCUUUGCUGAUGGCUUCUUAACAGUUUUUCCUCUGCUCUGCUGUUAUUUUUACAACAGGGCUUGUGUAUAAAGUCUGGGAUGUGGUCUUCAGUGUUCAUCUAAGCUUGUCUGGACCUGAGGAUCCCUAUCUGACAGAAUGUGUCGGGGAAGGGGGGCUGUUGGGGUGAUUCAACAUGUUGGUUGCAGAGAGGCGUCUGAGACUGCAGCUCCAGCAAUGAAUAAUGAGAGAGCUCAUCGUGUUUGGGCAGCCUGGCUCUGAUCGUCUCCCUGGGGAAAGGGGCCUCCAGGUGACGAGCACAAGGCUCUUACACGCGGUUGAUUUUCUCCAGGAAAAGCAAAUGCUGUGCAGCAAGUUGCUCUGUGCUGCUUUAUCAGAGGAUCUGAAGGCCCUUUGCAAACCUUUAAUUAGUCUUUGAUUUGCCUUGGCACCUUGGUGUCUGCUGCCCUGUGAUGAGGCGGCAGGGCUGGUGAGCCUGGUUACCCCACAGCUCCGGAGUGGGGAUGUGGCAGCAGGAGGUUGUGGCCGGAGCCCUCCCGGGGUUGGAGGAGGUCAGAAAGGCAGAAGGUGACUGACAGCACUGAGUGCCUUGCGUGGGUGCAGUGACCGGAGCGAGCUCUGCACAUUUCAUGCACAGUUGCUUUAAAGGGAUGCUGAUCGCUUUCAGCAUGACCUGCUAAUUAUUAGAGCAGAUGAAAGACUUUUUUUUUUCCCCUGUAAAUCCUCCUCCCACUGCAUGUUCCCUUCUCCCUCCUCCUUUCCUAAGCCUUUAUCUAAGUUAAUCAACACAAUACAAACAGCCUAAAAAGCAGUAUUGUUGUAACAGCUAUUAACAGGGAAGGAGACAGCAGGCAUCUGGAGCCUCUCAGGAUGGACUUACGGUAUAACACAUUAUUUUUAACAGCCAAAGAGAGCUGGAGAGUCAGAACAGAAGAGGUUUAACCUUUCUUUAGAGACACAGCCUGUGAUGUAGAUUUUUUAGAAGACCAAAGCAUGGAUACUUUGUAGCAACGAGUCUUUCCAAAUGUCUGAUACAUCCCCUGUAAAGAUAAAUAUCUGUCUUUUGCUAGUGAGUGUUCACGUACUCAAGAGGUAGGGUUGGGUCCUGCAAGGACGGUCUUUCCAUCCCACGUUACCUUUUAAUGUCAGCGCAGCAGCAGGCGGAACUUGGGAACUUAAUGUUGAUUUGGUGCCAUCGUAGUGUCUGUGGUUGGAUCACGCUGGAGGCAUCGAUUUGCUUUCCCCCAUAUUUCAGGACUUCCAUUCUCUAGGGCCAUGGGAUGGCUUUUCCAGUGUCUUUUGCUCUGUUUUAAACGACUAUUUAAGAGUUGUGCUGAUGUGAUAAUGGAGACCGGCUCAGGUAGAGGAUGAAGUCGUCGCACACGUUUUAGCUGUGGUGGUGCCUUGGAAGGAAGCUGAGCAAAUGGACACCAUGUUUAAAUACUGUGUCCUGAAUUGCUUUCAUUUGGUUCUUGUUUUGUGAGGCAUUGGCUGGGUUUUCUGUCCUCUCAGAAAUCAGCAGCUUCUUAUGAAAUAUGGAGCUGUUUAAAAACAGACAGCAGCUGCUCCAUCCUUGCGUCAGCGAGGGCUCAGCAGAAGGAAGGGGAAUGGUAGACGCUUGUUUAGCUGUGAUAUUCCUCCCUUCAUUGCCGUUGUCAUAUUGUGUUAACAGAAGGUCUGAUCAAAUGUACACCGGGAAAAGCAGGCUGAAGAACCCGUGGACGUUUCCUCAUAUUACUGGAUAGCACUGCACCUGGUGAGUGUGCUGAGGGACCUUCGGCAGGGUGUGCUGGAUCACCAUGGGUUGCUGUAUGUGGGCUCUUCCAUCUCGCACGUGGCUGAUUUCUCCUUACAGAGGAUGAGCAGAGGUAAUGAAACUUACCCUGGUCCAGUUCCACUUCUCUGAAUGGAGUCUGAGCGUAGAUGCUGGCUUGAGGACUGUCCUGCUUGGAAUUCAGUGAGUGUUAGGGGUGUGGUUUCUGAGCAGCUCCUCAUGCCUGCAUCAUUCUGUUAGUGACCUGGUGAUGGCUUUCUUCCAAUCAAACAUCACUUGAAGAAGGAUGGUCAUGGUUAAUUACUGGAUGUGUCUUCUCAUGGACUUUAAAGCAGUGGGCAGGGCUGUUUUUUAGGGAAGGAGAGGGCUGAGCAGUUUGUCAACAGAGAAAGGAGCUGGUGCUUGGCCCGGCUGCAGCGCGGUGUGCUGGGCCCACCUGGUCACACGGGAGGUGCUGGUGUCCAGCCUGGCACGUGGCUUCAGGUUGUGAGCUCUUUGAGGCUCCUCUGGGUGUUCCUGCGGGAAGGGAAGAGGUAUCCCUUGCGUGGCUUCUGUGUGGAAAUCGUUCAUCUCAUUAAACACCAGGGCUGGAAAACUGAAGUGUGUUUUUUUUGUGUCAAUUUCAAUAAUGAGAAACGUAUUUAAACACUCGUCCAAUCCUCUGGCUUUCUGCAAGUUUCCCAUCCAGUUUUCAGCAUGUUUGCUCCUGGGACACUGGGAGUUAGAUUUUCAUCUUGACUCAACAGUGGAAACUGGCUUCAUUUAUCGCUUCCCAGUUUAGCUCCUGUAUUAAAAUUAUAGCAAGGCUGGGGUUUAUUUUUGUCUUGUGUACAUUUACCUCCUGUGUAUCCUUGUGUCUAUUAUUAGAGUCCUGCUCUGUUGCUAAAUGGAUUGGCCGAGCUCCUGGGGACAAAAUAUGGAAGCAUAUGACUAGUCUGCAAUACCCCUGAGCCGUUCUGCUUUUGGAGUAUUCGCAGUGACCGGGUUUAGCCUGCCUUUGUCACAGCUUGCUUAUUUUAAACGCCGAGGAUGAAGUGGGCAGAGUGAGUAGAAGGGAAUGGCAUAUGGGUGUGUGAGUGGAAGGAAUUAGAGGUAAACAGAAAGUAGUGGUGAUCUUGGAUGGCACCCGAAUGGCAUGGCCAGGGACAGCCCUGUCCUUGCUUCGAUGUUUUCUUUGAUGUUGGUGGGAUAUUUCCAUUUCACACUGCAAAUAAGGCAGUCCUCUGAAAGAGGCUGUGGGCUACAGGCUCACCAUUUCCUGAAUUAAGAAAUCAGUUGGAAUGUUUCUAUGGAUUUCAGCCUUGUUUCAAAACCCUUCUGACGACCACAUCUGCUGGUUGGCAGCUGAGCCUGUGUCCUCCAAUCUGUACCUAGCCUUACGGCUUGCACAAGAGCCGUGUUCGUACUUCCUCUGAUCUCACUUGCCUCCUGUUUCCACAUCCAGUCUGAGCCCAGUGGGGGUGGUAGGUUUGAUUUUUUUGGGUUUUUUUUUCUUUUUCUGGGAUUUGAUGUGUUUUGUAACUGGCUGUUGACCACACAACCUUGUUCUUGCUUUGCUUGCAUGAACUGUUAGGUCAUGCUUGUUCAAGUGGCCUCCUGCGUCUUCUGCAGCUGUGUCCCAGCUCUUAGAAAGUACAUGAGGGUCUGUAGUGGUAUGCCAUGCCGGGGAGUAGUUCUUGGUGCCUUUUCAGUGUUUUUUAAAAUAGCUUGGGCAGUGCCUUUGGCAAGGGCACAACCCAGAGCUUGCUGAAACAAUUGAGAAGAGUUAGUGUUGUAGCACAGCUUUGGAUCUUGUUCUUUCUUUUGUUUUUCUUUCCUUCUAAUUCACUGCUCUAAAAAAGCAUGAUGAAAUGCUUCCCCUGCUCCCCUCUGCUUUUUCUUUCUCCUUUUAAGCUAUCUCACUAAUGUGGAUUUUCUCCCUCUGUGGCGCUUUGCCACGUGCCAGCUCUGGGUGUGUGUACACUCGGUUCUGCUCCGCUGACGUGGGCUCAUUAAGUGCACAUUUUGCUGCAGUCUCUUGAUCCAGCGAGAGGAAGGCUGCCUGGGAAUGCCAGCUCUCCCAUAGAUGCUGGGAUGAGUCGUCUUUCCAUCUCCUCCCCUCUUUGUGUUCCCCAUCCAGCAUCUUUCAGUUCAUACGUACGUGCCACGUGCUUCCUUGUUUUGCCCAUGCAGGCAGCACUUCCUGACGUCAGGAUGGGUUCCUGGAGAUGUAGCUUGGCCCAUGCCAAGCUUUCUCCCUGCUAGCAGGGCCAGGUCUGCCAGGCUGGGUGUGUUCUGAAAGCUUUGGCUCAUGGAGUGAAGGCUGGCUAACCCUUCCCCACAGCUGUGGCCAUGCCUUUGGACUGGUUGCCAGAGGGUUUGCUGAUGUGCCAUAGAAUGACUUGGCAGGUGGGGAGAGGUGAUUGACCAGGGCUGCUUCCACUAAUUGUCAGGCUUUUGUAUUUGUUUUUGUGAUCAUUUUCUUUUAGUAAUUUUAUGAACUUUAAAGCAUGCAUGACUGAACAGCUUAAUUAGCUGUGGGAACUGCUUGAAAUAACUUCCUGGGGCUUUCUGCCAUCCUCACUGCCUUUCCAUGUUUUCAGCACAGCAGUCGCCAUGGGCAUCCUCUGCUUCUGAAACUGCACCCUGGUUUGUUAAGCUUUGGGUCUUCUCUUCCUUCUGCCACCCCAACGUGUCUCUGGGGCCAUGGAACUGCUGACAGGAGGAAUACCAGCAGUGUCAUUAAAGUUUUUCGGGCUUCAUGGAAAAGUGAGGCUUGACAGGGCCUGCCAGCACAUGUUAGAAGCUGCUGACAGGUAACGUUGCUGGAGACCAGGAUUGGAGUCCUGCUCCUGGUGCAGGGAUGGGGACUCCAGGUGGCUUUGCAGGGGCUGGCUGGUUCUUCUCCAGGUCCUCAAGCUGGGACCCCUUGCUGUGGCCCAGUGUGUUUUCCAGAGCCUGGGUGCUGGGAUUGUAUGUGGUCCUGGCCCAAAGGGACCAGGGGAAACAGCAAGCUACCUUGCUUCUUGCUUUGAUGGUGCUAAUCAUAGCAAGGUUCUGCCUUGUGGUUCCAUAGUGCUGUUAGCAGUGACCAGAAUUGGCUUCCUGAUCUAUUUUUCUUGUGCUCACGGUGACUUUCUGUGGUCAGAGUUGCUUGUUUCUUGUUUUCUCCCUAGGCAUGAAUAGAUUGUAUCUGGAGCUGGCCUCUGUGCUAUGGGGCCUGCUUUGUCCUGAUGCAUCCAACCUGCAGUUGGGUACAUCCUGGUCUUACAGAAGGUCUAGAAGCUGUACACGAUGAGCAUUUUCAAUUAGUUUUAUAUUGUUAAGGGUCAUGGAUAUUAUGGCGGAAGGUUCCUUUGGAGGAAAAAAAAAAUGCAUCCUGUAAAAGGUGCUGUUGGUCAUUUUCCUUAAAUCCUUAGAUUUAGGGCUUGAGAGGAAAAAAUCAUUAAAUGAUGUCUUACAGCCGAAUAAAGAAGUCAGUACUGAAUGUUUUAAUGUCUUACAGAUGCAGUGGGUUUGCAGGAUUUUAUUUUAAAUGUAACAAUGGGAGUUGGAGUGGCUCCAGUGCUGUAAAGAAUAGCCUCUUUAAUUAGGGUCUGAGCGGAGCGGCGUGUGCUGGGUGCCAUUUUGAAGUUGAAGCAGGGUUUGCAGUUGUUCCCCAUUUUGGAUCACACAUCUGAGUGCCUGGGAUCGAUGAGGGGUUGCUCCCUGCCCUGAGCAGGAGAGCUGGGCUGUGGAAGGGCAGCGAGGUUUCUCCUGAGUUAUUCCUUAUUAGCUCUGAGCUCACUUCUAUCCCUUUCCUAUGGCCCUGCAGCUGCAGGCACGUGUGUGGGAUACGUCAGAGCCAGGAGGAAACAUCGCCUUUGUUUUUCAGCUUCAGCUCACCCCAGCACACAGCACGGCACCGUUCCCCCACGCGUGGCUUCCCUGGCACAGCAGCAGCACUCCGUGCAUCCCGUUAUUAGAGCAGUGACCGCUGCUGCUGGCCGGCAUGGGGGUUUGCUGUGAGAACCAACUUCUGCUGGGGUUUGCCACAUCCUGGUUUGUGCUGAGGUGGAAGGGAACUGCUUGACUUUUUUUUUUUUAACUCCUUCAGAUAGUUUCUGUGCAAACUACUUUUCUCUGGCAUAGCGAAAUGCAGCUUUGUAGCGAGGAGUGAGCCUGCCAGGCUAGGUACCAAGGAACCUUUGUGGUCUGCAUUAGUGUGCACGGCGUGUUUAUCCCUGUCAAAUAAUCAAUGCAGCCAAAACUCUGAGCAGUGUUAUCAGCUUGGCACGCUAAAAUAAUCAUAAUCAUGCUCUCCAGUUGAACAAGAUUUAGAAAGCAGUGUUGCUUUUUGUUUGCCUUCCGGUCUCUGGGUGCUGAUGGCUCCCAAGGCCGUGCACUCAGCCCUUCCCAUGUGAGCACUGCCUGCUUUUGGGGCCUGCCUGUGCCAUCACCAGCACCCCUGGGGCUUCCAUGGCCAUGUUGGGAGCACUGCAACGCUGUUCUGAGCGCUCCCAAGUGAACUCACUGUUUUUGUGGUGGCCUUGGCUCUGCUAUUUUUUAAUUUUCUCUUAUAUUUCUAUUGUUUUCCUUGCUUAUUUGCUAACUUGCAAAAUUCAGCAGAGGAUCUCCCAGCCCUGGGGGUGAGCAUUCUGGGGAGGUGCAGCGAGCAGCUACGGGUCUGUGCUGUCCAUAGGGUGGCUGUGGGGUCCGUGCUCUGGGGCUGCUUUUGCAGGCAGGUAUUGCCGUGCCACUGCCGUGAGGCACGGGGAGGUUCUCCAGCACUUCCCACAGCUCCAGGAAGGCGAUGGAGCUCCUCGGGACGUGGGAAGCGCUGUGCUUUCCUGCAGCCCGCGAGCCUCGGCCCCGCUCCCAGGAGACGGCACUGCACGCACCAGUGUUGUUUUGCUGUCUGGCUGCUCUCUCUCCAGCUCGGCAAACUUGAGAGGAGCGCCUCAUGCGCAGCUCGCACGGCGGCGAGGACGUACCUGCUGAGCUGCGGGAGCAGACACAGCCCUCGCUCAGCCCGCGGCGCCGACUGCAGAUGCUGUGCUGCAGUCCCUCCUGGCUGGGAUUUCGGCGCGUGCUGUUGCGCGACGAGGAAAGCACGCUCAUGAUGAAGAGAAGCUCUUGGCUCUCCUAAUCUUCUGUUGGUGAUUUGGAAGCAGCCACCGCCACGUCUGCUCUUUCGACAUGUCUGGAUCUACGCAGCCCGUGACACAGAACUGGCGUGCCACCGAGCCGCGCUACCCCCCGCACGCCAUGUCCUACCCGGUGCAGAUUGCCCGGCCGCACGCGGACGUCGCACUGCUGGAGUACCAGCACCAUUCCAGGGACUACGCUUCGCACCUCCCGCCCGGGUCCAUCAUGCAGCCGCAGCGGAGGAGGCCGUCCCUGCUGUCCGAGUUCCAGCCGGGCAAUGAAAGAUCUCAGGAGCUGCACCUGAGGACCGAGGCGCAUUCCUAUCUCUCUGACCUGACCAAGCCAUCAGAUUUGGAGUUCAUCGAAACGAAGCGGCCGCGCCUGGACCUGCUGCAGGACCCGCUGCUGCGGCACUCGCCCCUCCUGAGCCAGGGCCAGCAGGCGGGCAGCGAGGAGCUGCCCAAGGACCGUGGCCUGCCUGGCAAGCUGGAGCCCGUGUCUCCCGUCAGCCCCGCGCACCCAGAGGCCGAGCUGGACCUGCUGCCAGCCCGGCUGUCCAAGGAGGAGCUCAUCCAGAACAUGGACCGCGUGGACCGCGAGAUCACCAUGGUGGAGCAGCAGAUCUCCAAGCUGAAGAAGAAGCAGCAACAGUUGGAGGAAGAAGCAGCCAAACCACCAGAGCCUGAAAAACCCAUCUCCCCCCCUCCUAUCGAAUCCAAACAUCGCAGCUUGGUGCAGAUCAUCUACGACGAGAACAGGAAGAAGGCAGAAGCUGCCCACCGCAUCCUGGAAGGACUGGGUCCACAGGUGGAGCUGCCGUUAUACAACCAGCCUUCAGACACCAGGCAAUACCAUGAAAACAUUAAAAUAAACCAGGCAAUGCGGAAGAAGUUAAUUUUGUACUUUAAGAGGAGAAAUCAUGCUCGCAAGCAGUGGGAACAGAAGUUCUGCCAGCGCUAUGACCAGCUGAUGGAGGCCUGGGAAAAGAAAGUGGAGCGCAUUGAAAAUAACCCCCGGCGCCGUGCCAAGGAGAGCAAAGUGCGGGAAUACUAUGAGAAGCAAUUCCCUGAGAUCCGGAAGCAGCGGGAACUGCAAGAGCGCAUGCAGAGGUUAGAGGAGAAGCGCAGGGUAGGACAGAGGGGCAGCGGAGGGCUCUCCAUGUCGGCUGCGCGCAGUGAGCACGAGGUGUCGGAGAUCAUCGAUGGGCUCUCAGAGCAAGAGAACCUGGAGAAGCAGAUGCGCCAGCUCGCCGUCAUCCCACCCAUGCUCUAUGAUGCUGACCAGCAGCGCAUUAAAUUCAUCAACAUGAACGGCCUCAUGGACGACCCCAUGAAGGUCUACAAGGACCGGCAGGUGAUGAACAUGUGGAGCGAGCAGGAGAAGGAGACCUUCCGGGAAAAGUUCAUGCAGCACCCAAAGAACUUUGGCCUGAUUGCCUCCUUUCUGGACAGGAAGACGGUGGCAGACUGCGUCCUGUACUACUACCUGACCAAGAAGAAUGAGAACUACAAGAACCUCGUGAGGAGGAAUUACCGGCGGCGUGGGAAAAGCCAGCAGCAGCAGCAAAUGCCCCGGAGCAGCCAAGAAGAGAAAGAUGAAAAAGAGAAAGAAAAGGAGAAGGAGGGAGACAAAGAGGAAGACAAACAGGAAACAGAAAAUGACAAAGAAGAACUGACAAAGGACAAGAACGACGACACGUCCGGGGAAGACAACGAUGAGAAGGAAACCGUCACCUCCAAAGGCCGCAAAACCGCCAACAGCCAGGGCCGGCGCAAGGGCCGCAUCACGCGCUCCAUGGCCAACGAAGCCAACAGCGAGGAGGCGGCCACGCCGCAGCAGAGCGCCGAGCUGGCCUCUCUGGAAAUGAAUGAAAGCUCUCGCUGGACUGAAGAGGAGAUGGAAACGGCCAAGAAGGGUCUCCUCGAGCAUGGGCGGAACUGGUCGGCCAUUGCCAGGAUGGUGGGCUCCAAGACCGUGUCGCAGUGCAAGAACUUCUACUUCAACUACAAGAAGAGGCAGAACCUGGAUGAGAUCCUACAGCAGCACAAACUGAAAAUGGAGAAAGAAAGAAAUGCUAAGAGAAAGAAGAAAAAAGGCACCGCCGCUCAGAACGAGGAAGCUGCCUUCCCUCCUGUGGCCGAGGAUGAGGAGAUGGAGGUGUCGGGGACGAGCGGCAACGAGGAGGAGAUGGCCGAGGAGGCUGAAGCUGCAGUAAAUAACAGCUCCGACACCGAGAGCAUUCCCUCGCCAAGGCCCGAAGCCAAAGAGGGAGGCGAAAGCGGGGCCAAGGCACCACCCGGGCCGGGAGGUGACUCCGGCGCGGAACCGGCGCUCAAGUUGGAAGAGGCUCCCACACCCCCCGACACUGCUGCAGCCCCCGCCGCCCCCGCCACCAACCCCGCUCCCACCGCCAGCCCUCCUCCGGAGGCCCCCAAAGCGCCCGGCGGCGAGGAGAAGGCGCAGGAGGAGCUGGUGGUGGACGUGGUGAAAACGGAGGAGCCGGAGGAGAAGGCGAGCGAGGAGCCCUGCAAGAGCGAGGUGAAAGAGGAGGGCGAGGACGGCCAGGAGAAGGACAAGGGGAAUGACAAGAAGGCAGAAAGUGGUGUCGGCAGCGUGGGGACGGCGGAGGCUGAGGGGACGCCCAAGGCCGAGAAGAAGGAGGGCCAUAAAGGCAGCAAAGGCCAAGGGGUGAACCCCGACAGCGACUCGAGCGCGACCUGCAGCGCCGAUGAGAUGGACGAGCAGGAUGCUAUGGACAAGAGCAGGUUGCUGUCCCCCCGGCCCAGCCUGCUCAAUGCCGCCAGCGAGGCCAGGCUGAACUCCUCGCCACAGAAACCGCUGGACCUGAAGCAGCUGAAGCAGCGCGCUGCUGCCAUCCCUCCCAUCAUUUCCGAAGGGUUCUCGGAGGGGAUGCUGCAGAGCGGAAGCGUGAAGCCCCCGGUGCCUCCCCACGCCCUGGCUCUCUACCAGCAGCAGAUCACAAAGGCCCACGAGUCCUCCCGCGAGGACGUGCCUCCCAGCAAGCAGCAGGAGAAGGAGCAGCAGCAGCCCAGCAGCAGCCCGAGGGGGAAGAGCAGGAGCCCCACUGCCGGGGACAAGGAAGAAAAGUCCGUGCAUUUCCCAUCCAUCGCAGAGGCUCAGAAGCUGGGCACGGAGCCGCCGCCCACCUCGUGCUGGCCCCCCGUCCUGUCCUACUCCCGGGAUGUGAUAAAAACCUCUCCUCAGGCAGAGCCCCACCUGUUCCAGUAUAACCCACCAGGACACCCCAUCCCGCUCAACCUUCACGAGAGCUCCCGCUCGGGGCUACAGAGGCUGGCAGGCAUCUCCAACCCUCCUCCCCUCAUCUCCUCCACCAAGCACCCCUCUGUGCUGGAGAGACCUGUUGGCUCCAUCUCCCAGGGAAUGCCCAUCCAGCUCCACACACCCUACAGCUCUGAGCAUGCAAAAGUUCCUGUCGGCUCCAUCACCAUGGGCCUGCCACUGACAAUGGAUCCCAAGAAACUGGUGCCUUUUCCUGGAGUAAAGCAGGAACAACUCUCUCCCAGAAGCCAGGCCAGCCAGCCUGAAAGCCUGGUGAUGCAGCCGGCCCCGGAGGGCUCCGUCCUGCGGGGUACGUCCCUCAGCUCUGCCUCAGGAGGGAGCAUCACCAAGGGGACACCCACAUCCAGACCCCCUCCAGAGUCGCCCAUCACGUACCGAGGCUCCAUCACACACGGCACCCCGGCAGAAGUGCUGUACAAAGGAACCAUUACCAGGAUAAUCGGAGAAGACAGCCCCAGCAGAGCGGAGAAAGUGAGAGAGGAUGCCAUGCCAAAGGGACAUGUCAUUUACGAGGGGAAGAAAGGCCACGUGCUGUCCUACGACGGUGGGGUUGCUGCUUCUCAGUGUCCCAAAGAAGACAGCAGGAGCUCAGGAGCUUCGCAUGAGCCCACGGGAACCAAGCGGACCUACGAUAUGAUGGAGGGGAGGAUCAGCCGUGGCUUGUCAUCCCGGGACCCGCUGUCUGCCAGCAUUGAAGGUCUCAUGGGUCGAGCCAUCCCUCCAGACCGACACAGUCCCCAUAACCUGAAGGAGCAGCACCACAUCCGGGGCUCCAUCACACAAGGAAUACCUCGGUCCUAUGUGGAGGCCCAUGAGGACUACCUCAGAAGAGAAGCCAAACAGCUCAAGAGGGAAAACACUCCACCACGGGACUUAUCUGACGCAUACAAGGUCAGGUCUCACGAGGGCCUUACUCCCCUGAAAAUGAAGCCAGCCCACGAAGGCCUGGUGGCCACGGUGAAGGAAGCAGGGAGGUCAAUCCAUGAGAUCCCCCGAGAGGAGCUGAGGCGGACACCGGACAUCUCUCUGGCGAGGCCUCUGAAGGAAGGCUCCAUCACACAGGGUACCCCACUGAAGUACGACAGCGGCUCUUCCUCAUCGAAUACCAAAAAGCACGACGUGCGGUCCAUCAUUGGCAGUCCUGGGAGGACUUUUCACUCUGUGCACUCACUGGAUGUCAUACAAGACCCAAGGAAUCUGGAGAGAGCUUACGAAGAAAGCCUGAAAAACAGGCCAAGCCCGGUGACCAACUCGGGUGGCUCAAUUGCCAGAGGAGCUCCUGUGAUUGUGCCUGAGCCAGGAAAGCCCCAUCAAAGUGCCCUCUCCUACGAGGACCACCAGGCUGGGCACAGCACGGCGUUCAGCAGCCACUUGCACAGAGGGUCUCCGGUGUCCACAAGGGAAUCCACGCCACGGCAGCAUGAGGGGAGCAUCACUGCUGGGAAGCCAGUGUCCCAGGACAGAAAAAUCACCCCCACAUCGAGAGAGCUCACCAACUCCAAGUCUCCACAUGCCCCUGUGCCCGACCACCACCACCCCAUCUCCCCCUACGAACACCUGCUGCGUGGUGUGAGCGGGGUUGACUUGUACCGAGGACACAUCCCGCUGGCUUUUGACCCUGCUGCCAUCCCAAGGGGAAUCCAACUGGAAGCAGCCGCUGCUUACUACCUGCCGAGACAUCUGGCUCCGAGCCCCACGUACCCCCACCUCUAUCCCCCGUACCUCAUCCGGGGGUACACGGACACGGCCGCCAUGGAGAACCGACAGACCAUCAUCAACGACUACAUCACGUCGCAGCAGAUGCACCACAAUGCCGCAGCCACGGCCAUGGCGCAGCGGGCAGACAUGCUGCGUGGCUUGUCACCCCGGGAGCCCUCGCUCGCCCUCAACUAUGCAGCAGGAAUCAUUGACCUGUCCCAAGUGCCACACCUGCCUGUCCUCGUGCCCCCCACCCCUGGCACCUCUGCCACCUCCAUGGACCGCAUCACCUACAUUCCCGGCCCCCCCCAGACCUUCAGCAGCCGGCACAGCAGCUCUCCGCUCUCCCCAGGAGGUCCCACGCACUUGACCAAACAGUCGGGAUCGUCAGAGCGGGAGCGAGAUCGGGAGCGUGACCGUGAGAGGGAGCGUGAAAAAUCCAUCCUAGUAUCCACCACGGUGGAGCAUGCGCCUAUCUGGAGACCUGGUACAGAGCAGUCCAGCAGCCGUUCCUCCUCGCACUCUCACAGCCAUCAGCACUCUCCCGUCUCGCCCCGCACCCAUGAGACCAUCCAGCAGCGCCCCAGCGUGCUCCACAACACGAGCAUGAAGAUCAUCUCCUCGGAGACCCCCACCCCUUCCGUCCUGCGAACCUCCUCCACCACCACCACGUCGCCGAUCCGCUCCUCAGCCUUCCCCUCGGCCUCCGCCCUGCGCUCCUCCAUCGGCGCGGCAGACGGCUACGCGGCCAUGCUGGACCCGGCUGUCCUGCAGAAAGAGGCCUCGAGGGCACGGGAAGCAAAGGCAGAGCGAGCCCAGACCGACAGCAGCGUCUUCACCUCAAAGCUGCCCAGCGGGGCUAGCCUCGAACAGUCGCCCUCACCUAUUAAAGCCAUGGAGUCGAGGCCUUUACCUGCCUCCGGACCCGGUUCUUCUCAUCACUAUAGCAGAGGACAGGGAAAAAGCCAGCAGCACCACCACCCUCUGGACCAGCAGCACGCAGCCUCGGGCCCCGAGCAGCACAGUAGAGAAAAGAGUCAAAGUAAACCCUUUUCCAUGCAGGAACAGGAGCUCCGAGCACUCGGCUUUCACAGCGGAUACAGCCCUGACCGGAUUGAAGCCGUGAGUCCUGUCAGCUCGCCCAGCCUAUCCCACGAGAAAGGGGCCAAGCUGCUGCAGGACGUGGAGAAGGGGCACGGGGAGCACGACCCGAGGCAGAAACAGCAAGCCUCUCUGAAGGCCUCAGGCCCUGAAGCAGCCCACCUGCAGCACCUCCGGCAGCCUGACGGCCCGCAGCCCCAGUGCCAGCCCCUGCAGUCCAGCCAGAGCGUCAAGGGCAUGAACCAGCGGGUGGUCACACUGGCCCAGCACAUCAGUGAGGUCAUCACCCAGGACUACACGCGCCAUCACCCUCAGCAGCUCAACUCCCACAUCCAGACCCCGGUGUACUCCUUCCCUGGGGCCACAUGCCCCGUGCUGGACCUGCGCCGUACCCCCAGCGAGGCGUACCUGCAGCAGCAGGAGCACGCAGUGGCUUCCAGGAUCUCCCCACAGAAUGAAGGAGGCAAAAGGUCCCCGGAGCAGAGCAAAGCCUCGGCCGGCGGCGGGUCGGACAACUGUAUCGAGCCCGUGUCUCCACCAGACGGCGUGGGAGAAGCGGAGCACGCCAAGAGCGCCACGUACCCGAUCCUGUACCGCGAGGGCGAGCAGCUGGACCAGAGGAUGGGGUCCAAGUCCCCAGGAAACAACACUCAGCCUCCAGCUUUCUUCAGUAAGCUGACAGAGAGCAAUUCUGCCAUGGUGAAGUCCAAGAAACAGGAGAUCAUCAAGAAGCUCAGCACGACCAACAAAAAUGAGACAGAGUACAAUGUUGGGCAGCCUGGGACAGAGAUUUUCAAUAUGCCAGCGAUUACUGGAGCAGGGCUAAUCAGUUGUAGGAGCCAGUCGGUCCAAGAGAAUUCCAGUACCAACAUGGGGUUGGAGGCAAUAAUUAGGAAAGCCCUAAUGGGUAAAUAUGACGAGCAGUGGGAAGAGCGCUCACCUCUCAGUGCCAAUGCUUUUAACUCUCUGAAUGCCAGUGCAAGCCUGCCCGCUGCUAUGCCCAUAACUCCUGCUGAUGGACGAAACGAGGACGUGCGCUCCUUGCCAGCAGGAGGGGGGAAGCCAAAGAUCGCCGCCAGACCCAACAGCCGCAAGGCCAAGUCGCCGGCGCCCGGCCUGUCCUCUGGUGAGCGGCCGCCGUCCGUCUCUUCAGUGCACUCAGAGGGGGACUGCAACCGGAGGACGCCCCUCACCAACCGUGUCUGGGAGGACCGGCCGUCAUCCGCAGGCUCGACGCCGUUCCCCUACAACCCGCUCACCAUGCGGCUCCCCAGCGGGGUGGUGACGGCGGCCCCGGCUGUGCCGCUGCCACAGGGAACGCCUGGCGGGCAGCACCACGCGUGGGACGAGGAGCCCAAGCCCCUGCUCUGCUCCCAGUACGAGACCCUUUCGGACAGUGAAUGAAGCGAGCCCGGGGCAGGGAGAUGGUGACCAAACCGAAGGCGCGGGGAGCGAGGUGCCUGGGGCCCGGCCCCACUGGCUCUCAUGAGCAAAGACGCAGGAGCAGAGCUUUCUUUUGGUUUUUAAUUUUCCUUUCAUUUCCUUCCUCUCCCAACUGGCCAGUUUGGUGGGGAUGAUUUUUCUUUCUUUUUUUUUUUUUCCUUCUGUUUUUUUUUUUUUUUUUUUUUUUUUUUUUUGUCGUUGGUCUUCUUGUUCUCAACAUCUGGAAACGUCUGCAUCCUCUUCGGUCUAAGAAAGAAAAAAAAAAGCCUUAACGAGACAAAACCCAAGGAUCCCAUCUUCGUCCUUGCCAGCAUUGCUGUGCAGUGACCCCGCACACCGUGUCCCAGGGCUGCGUGCACACAGACGCUCUGCUCCAUGGCUCCGGGCGAGGGGCUCCGUGGGGCCGUGCCACGGAAACACAAAACCUUGAAACGGUUUAACAACAACAACAACAACAACAGAUUUAAAAUGCUUCAUAGGAUUGAACCCGGUUUAGUUUCCCUCGGCAGAUCGGAGGGUGGGAGCUGCCAUCCCCGCCGCGCAGGACGCGUCAGCUCGAUGCGCUUUGCACGCAGCUGGGGGAGCAGGGAGGGCGUGAAGAGCCAUUUCUGAGAAUAUCGCUGGUCCCUUUGGUGGCAGAGGGCCUGGGCUCCGUCGGCGUGGGAAGAGAUUCCCCGUGCUGCCCACAGACGGGCUCGGUUGCUUUAAGUGCAUUGUUUUCUGAAUGGUGAGAAAAGGCAAUUGUAAAUUGUAUUGGUCUACAGGGUAUAUUUUUGAUACCUUCGGUGAAUUAUGUCGAUAUUUUACGCAAGGAAGGACUUAAACAAAACACAGUAUUACAUGCUGUAAAAGAGGUUCUGUUCUUACAUGCAGGCUUUGAUGUGUUUGUCCAUUGUAUGGAAACGUUUUAAAAAAAGAAAAAAGAAAAAAAAGAGAGAUGGUAACAGCGAUCCAUCAAAGUCAUCUGUAAGUCAGGAGAAUGUAUAAACUUAGUUUAAAAAAUAAUCUUGCCAUGGUUGCAGGGCCCCCAUGACGUACACCGCUGCUGACUCAGCAGAAGGCCUUUGCUGGUUGCAGGCAUUGGUUCUCCAGAGCCCUCCGGAGCUGCCGGGUGCGGGGCAGCAGAACAGGAGGCCAGCAGGGCAGGGAGCUCACAGGAGACUUUAAAAACAAAAAAAAAAGGAAAAGAAAAAAAAAAAGUUUUUAUUGUAUUUUUGUGAUACACACGAAUGCUCUACUUUACAUUAUUUUUUUCAUUCCAUGAUGUUGGAUCAUAUCUGCAGUUACAUGGUUAAAGAACAAAAAUAUUAGACUUUUUUUCAUUCACUUCUGCUUUCUCGCUCUGGGGGAAAAAAAAAAAAAAGGAAAAAAAAAAACCAACAAAAAAAAAAAAAACCCAAGGUAUUAAAUGCUUUGCAUUCUGUGUGCUGGAGGAAACGAGAGCACGGCACAGACGUCCCGCAGCCCACAGCAGCUCCGACCCGCCAGGCAGUGAGCAUCGCCCGGUCACCUCCCCAUGGAUCUUUCUUUUCCCCCUGCAAUGAUUCUGAUUUCAAAGCAAGAGAAUGGUGGUGUUCGUUGUUUGUUUGGGGUAUGGGGUUUUUGUUUUUUUUUGUUUUUUCUUUUUGUUUGUUUGUUGUUUCGUUUUUUACAAUGUACAGGUUUUUAAUGUUCAUCCAUGUUUGUGUCUUUUCUGUUGUGCUUUUUUUUUUUUUUUUUUUUUUUUUUUUUUUAAGAAAAGACGGUGCACAACAAUGUGGAAGUGUUUCCGUUCCCAGGUUAUUGCUGCUGGUAUCUCCCCGGCUCUGAGACGCAGAGCUGGCAGAGCUGAUGGCUGCGCAUAACGCUAUUAAAGUGUCACAGGUUUUUCUGGGAAAAGUCCAAAUUCAACCCACCUUCAAAACCGCCUCUUUAACCUUUUCAGAGAGAGAGAGAAAAAAAAAAAAGAAAAAAGAAAAGAAAAAAAAACACAACAAAGAAUAAAGUUACCACUUGGCACAGGA